AGUUCAGAACGCUUAACGAAAUACUCUGCUGCUUCACUGAUAUAAAUUUUUUUUUUUUCUCCCCGGAAACGCACUGACACUAUUAGCAGCGAACGAUACACACAGGAACGUUACUGUAUCAGCCUCCCUGGUGUUGUGCGGUACUAGUGGGGGGAUGCUGCCCUUUCCGAACACUCAGGCCUCUGGUUAGUGCCUGUGGCGAAGUUACAGGAAGUCCAUAAAACACAUUGAAUAGCAAACGCUCGGAUAUUGUCCCAGUUUACACAAGGCGAGAAUACAGAACGAAAUCAAACGAGAGAGAGAGAGAGAGAGAGAGAGAGAGAGAGAGAGAGAGAGAGAGAGAGAGAGAGAGAAAGGGAGGGGGUUGACAUGCGCGGGAGGUGGCGGGUUGGGACCACCUCAUGUCUGGCCUCGCAGGGAACGCAGUGGUCCGUCAGCUCCCCGCCGCUUCACGCCUCACUCCUGAGGCUCCUCGCUAGACUGACCAUACAGGGAGGUCCGCGUGCUACUCAAGAAAAUUACUGACAGUUUGAAAAAAAAGGAGAAAAAAGAAAGCUGAAACAAAUAGCGAAAUAUUUGACGCCAAUGAAUGCCAAACUGUGUUAAGCAAAAAGUGUCUAUCAUAUUUUGUUGAUUCCAUCACUCGUAUUGUGUACAGAUUGUUGGUGCGGAACGAAGGAGUGACGCAGCACACACCGCCAUGGAGGGAAACAUGACAGAAAUGGUGCUACGGCUGCUGCUCACGGCAAUGGAGAAGAUGGGCAAGGAUACUGACCCGGAAACGCUGGCCAGGUUCCUGAACACCACAGACCACAUCGGCGGUGACCUAACAGACACUCAGCCCGAAGCUCCGAAACAACAGUUCUGCCGGUUUGACUUCAAGGAGGCGUACAGGUGGUGGCACUACCGGCUGGCAGUGAGUGUGGCGGUGACGGGCGUGGUCACCAAUCUGCUCAAUGUGGUGACCCUGACGCGGCCCUGCAUGGCCACGCCCACCAACCUGCUGCUGCUGGGUCUGGCCGUGGCGGACCUGCUGGUGGUGACCGAGUACAUUCCCUACGCGGCGUCCAUGCUGGUGGGCGGCGAUAGUCUGGUCGAGGCGCGGGAGUACGCCCUCUACAUCAUCACUCACGCCCACCUGUCGCAAGUCUGCCACACGAUUGCUAUCUGGCUCACGGUGUCCCUGGCUCUGUGGCGGUGGGUGGUGGUGUGUCGGCCCCACGAUGCCAUCACCCUCUGCACCACACCCCGCGCCCGGCGACUCCUCCUCGUCGUCUACCUGGCCUGCCCUGUGGUCUCCAUCCCAACUUUCUUCCUCUACACAGUGAAGGAGAUUCCGGUAUCGGAGCACAACCCUUCGAAAAUAUACAUCGUCGACAUGUCUUCCAAUAAACUUCUGAAGGAGAUCACGCUGCUGGUGUACAGCGUGGUGGUGAAGCUGGUGCCAUGCCUCCUCAUAACCCUUCUCAUCCCCGCCAUCAUCCGCGGCAUGUGGGUUGCUAAGAAUCGGCGCCAGCGUCUCUUGAGCCGCCACCACUCCUGCACCCCCGCCGCCGUGACGGUGGCAGCCACCGCCGCCGCCCCAGCCACCUGCCGCGGGACUCUGCUGCAGGAUUCAAAGAGUGACAUACAGAAAGACCCUCAGGGCGGCGGCUCCUUAAUCAACGGGAACGUUACCACUAAGAAAGCGCAUCAGCUUCAGCGUCGAGACACUCUGGCAGCCUUCACGUCUUUCUAUGCGAAGGCGGCGCAGCUGGCGGCCUCCUCAACACCUCAACGGCAGACGGGAGCCACAGAACGCAGCACGAGCAUGCUACUGUUGAUGAUGGUGCUGUUCCUGUUGGCGGAGGCUCCACAGGGAGUCCUAACUGGCAUGGCGCUCUUCUAUGGUCACAAGUUCAUUAGUGACUGCUACAUCCAACUGGGGGACCUCAUGGACUUGCUGGCCCUCACCAACAGUUCCAUCAACUUCCUGCUCUACUGCGUCAUGUGCAAGCAGUUUUGGGACACAUUCGUCAGUCUCUGCUGCACCUUGCCCCGCGGCCGCCGAUCCAAGCAGCCACCUCACACAGACACCAACUCAGCCUCCACCAAAACUUCCAAGAUAUGAGUCUCGCUUCCCUCUUGAAAAAAGUUUGGUUUUACGAAGAUGCUCAGCGCCGCGUCGCAGUGCAAUACCUUCUGGCGGUGGUGGAGGUGAAGCCUUGAUGGAGAGUGCUGAGUGGCGUGGGUUUACAGGCGAGUUCGGUGUGGGAGAGGCGGGAAGAGAGGGUUUUACAGUAGGAGGAUACGUCGAAGCUAGUCUGAGCCCUGCUAUGCUUCACGAAUCCCAGAACCCUCGUUGUAUAUAUCUCAAGAACGUAGGAAGACUGCAAAUAAGGAAGGCAGGUUGAUCUACACAAGGCAUCUGAUUUUUGUACAGAAUAUGACAAUGUAUUCCAUCACAGUGCUAUCAGUUACUUCCCUCGCUCAGUGCACUCCCUCACGUGGCAUCCAGACUGUGGUGCUCGCCGGUGAUAGCCUCUCAGUGGGCGCCAGUACAUGCCAGUCCGUGUUACGUGUGAGUGUUGGGGCAGGCAUCCAACCUCUCACUGUUCAGUCUCACGGAAAAAGGGGAAGGCACACACAAGCGGAUGGGUUCGUGUGUCUUGUGGCGCUCCCUGUCUAGAGACUCUUCCAGUUUGAGUGACGCUUUGAAUUUGUGUUAUCUAAUUAUAUUUUAUUCUGUUU
Scylla paramamosain (green mud crab) is the source of this 2730-nucleotide messenger RNA. Its product is annotated as G-protein coupled receptor dmsr-1-like. The transcript has 8 exons. NCBI's taxonomy places the organism in Eukaryota, Metazoa, Arthropoda, Malacostraca, Decapoda, Portunidae. Gene Ontology annotation, biological process: G protein-coupled receptor signaling pathway. The coding region runs from base 701 to 2110 and encodes 469 amino acids. Gene Ontology annotation, molecular function: G protein-coupled peptide receptor activity. Gene Ontology annotation, cellular component: plasma membrane. The record is from RefSeq and is a predicted model, not a curated record.